AUGAACAGGGAGAGGACAAGGAGAGAGGAGGAGAAGGAGAGAAGAGAGCAGGGGGAGGAACAGGGGAAGGAGAGAGGAGAAGGAGGAAGGGGAGCAGGGAGAGAUGAGAGCAGGAAGAGGAGGAGGAGAAGGAGAGAGGAGAGCAGUGAAUGGAGCAGGAGGAGAAAAGAAGAGAGCAGGGAGAGAAGGAGGAAGAGGGGAGAGAAGGAGGGGAGAGGAGAAGAGAGGAGCAGGAGGAGGAACAGAGAGAAGGAGAGAAGAAUAGGAGGAAGAGCA
Xyrichtys novacula (pearly razorfish) is the source of this 276-nucleotide messenger RNA. NCBI's taxonomy places the organism in Eukaryota, Metazoa, Chordata, Actinopteri, Labriformes, Labridae. The record is from the annotation of a GenBank genome assembly.